This is a messenger RNA of Scomber japonicus (chub mackerel), 1310 nucleotides long. RefSeq names its product EBP like (gene ebpl). Gene Ontology annotation, biological process: sterol metabolic process. Bases 397 to 1074 code for a protein of 225 amino acids. Lineage: Eukaryota; Metazoa; Chordata; Actinopteri; Scombriformes; Scombridae. Gene Ontology annotation, cellular component: membrane; endoplasmic reticulum. The record is from RefSeq and is a predicted model, not a curated record. The transcript has 4 exons. Gene Ontology annotation, molecular function: cholestenol delta-isomerase activity.
GAGUACUACUGACUACUGCAGAGUACUACUGAGUACUACAGAGUACUGCUGACUACUGCAGAGUACUACUGAGUACUGCUGAGUACUACUGAGUACUGCAGAGUACUACUGAGUACUACUGACUACUGCAGAGUACUACUGAGUACUGCUGAGUACUACUGAGUACUACUGACUACUGCAGAGUACUACUGAGUACUACUGAGUACUGCAGAGUACUGCUGAGUACUACUGAGUACUACAGAGUACUGCUGAGUACUACUGAGUACUACUGAGUACUGCUGAGUACUGCUGAGUACUGCUGAGUACUACUGAGUACUGCUGAGUACUGCUGAGUACUACUGAGUACUGCUGAGUUCUACUGAGUACUACUGAGUACUGCUGAGUACUACUAUCCUGAUGGACUCUGCAGCACCUCCUGGUCCUGGUCCUGGUCCUGGUCUUGGUCCUGGUCCUGGUCCUGGUCUGUCCCAGGUCUCUGUGUUGUCCCUGUUAGCAUGUAGCAUCCAGGUGCUAGCAGCGUUCCUAUUGGAGGCCAGGUUUGGGAGGCGGAGCUCUGUGGAGGACCGAUGGACGCUGCUGUGGCUCUUCUAUGAUGUCAUCGUCCACCUGACUCUGGAGGGUCCGUUUGUCUACAUGUCUCUUGUGGGAACAGUGGAGACAUCUGAAGGUCCACUGGCCGAACUCUGGAAGGAGUAUGGUAAAGCAGACAGUCGCUGGUUAGUUUCUGAUCCAACGAUUGUUUCUUUGGAGCUUCUGACGGUCGUCCUCGACUCUCUGCUCGCUGUCCUGCUCAUCUACGCAGUACUCCACCGCAAGUACUACAGACACUUCCUACAGAUCAGUCUGAGUGUGUGCGAGCUGUACGGCGGCUGGAUGACGUUCUGUCCUGAUUGGCUGACGGGCUCUCCUCACCUGGACACGUCCAGCUGGCUCCACCUGUGGGUCUACCUGGUGUUCUUUAACGGGCUCUGGGUUCUGGUCCCGGUCCUGCUGCUGGUCCGGUCCUGGUCCUCUCUGAAGCAGCUGCAUGACAUCACACCUGAUGAUGUCACGGCUCACAGGAAGAAGAUGUAGAGCAACUGAAGUCCAGCUUGGUGAAAGAUGUACCUACUGAAGCUGAAAGAAGAAGACAGACCAGAUUCUACUUCCUACUUGAAGCCUUUUAUUUAUUGAGGCUCAUUGUGUUUGAAUGACAUGAAAUGGUCCAACGAUUAAAUGAAUGACACCAAGAAAACAUUGUAAAGCAUAUCAAACUGGUCAUAGCUGUGUUGCUAGGAGACAAACUGUCCAUAGCUGUGUUGCUAGGAGAC